Peromyscus eremicus (cactus mouse) is the source of this 2070-nucleotide messenger RNA. Its product is annotated as pregnancy-specific glycoprotein 22-like. The transcript has 7 exons. The record is from RefSeq and is a predicted model, not a curated record. Lineage: Eukaryota; Metazoa; Chordata; Mammalia; Rodentia; Cricetidae. Gene Ontology annotation, cellular component: external side of plasma membrane. Bases 1 to 2070 code for a protein of 689 amino acids. Gene Ontology annotation, biological process: T cell activation.
AUGGCCCAUGUGACCAUUGAGUCACUUCCAGUCCAAGUGACUGAAGGAGAAAACGUCCUUUUUGUUGUCCAUGAUCUCCCAGAGAAUCUUACAACCUUUGCCUGGUUCAAAGGUCCAACAAAUAUGACACAAAGAAUUGCAAUGUGUACAAUGGACAACAAUUUAAAUGGGCCAGGUCAUGUGCACAUCGGUAGAGAGACAAUAUAUUGCAAUGGAUCCCUGUUGCUCGAAAAUGUCAACCAGAAGGACACAGAAAAUUAUACCCUACAAACCUAUAAUAGACAUGGAAAAAUCGUAUCAACAACAUCCAUGUACCUCCAUGUGUCUGCCUUCCUUUGGAAGUGUGGGCGCCUUGGCACCUCUACCAAGAUCACUAUUGAAUCAAUGCCACCCAGAGUGACUGAAGGGAGAAGUGCUCUUCUCCUCGUUCACAAUCUCCCAGAGAAUAUUGAAAGCUUCUUCUGGUUCAAAGGAGUGAUUGGGGUCAAGAACCUUUUGGUUAUCCGGCAUAUACCAGAUAGAAAAUCAACUAAGUGGGGGCCUGCAUACACUGGCAGGGAGACCUUGUACAGUGAUGGAUCCCUGCUGCUCCGUGGUGUCACUCAGAAAGACCAUGGAUUGUACUUCCUACAAAUUCUGAGAAGAGAUGAUGCACUUGAAGAAGCUGAGGUGCAACUCCAGGUGGACACUUCCCUUUCUCUGUUCUGUAACCCUCUCACAUCUUCCCAACUCAUGAUCCAAGUGGUGCCUCGGUAUCCUGCUGAAGGGGAAGGUGUACUUCUCCAAGUUCAUAAUCUUCCAGAAGAUCUGCUAAACUUUGUCUGGUACAAAUCAAAGUAUGGGACCCUGAUCCCUAAAACUGUAGAAUAUGACAGAGCUAGGAAUUCCACCAUGUGGUGGCCUGCACACAGAGGAAUGGUGUACAAUAAUGGAUCCCUGAUGCUCCAGAAUGUCACUGAGAAGGAUGCAGGAAUGUACACACUGGAAGUUUCAAAGAAUGAUUCCAAAAUUGAAAAAGCAUCUGUGGAACUUUAUGUAAAGAAGAAUGUGACCCAACCCUUUGUGCAAAUCACUGACACCACAGUCACAGGACAUAGAUCUGUCAUCUUCACCUGCAUCUCACCCGACACUGAUAUCUUCAUCCACUGGUUCUUCAAUAACAAGAGUCUGAAGCUCACAGAGAGGAUGACUAUGUCCCCAACAAAGUGUGGACUCAAAAUAGAUCCCAUCAAAAGGGAGGAUGCUGGAGAGUAUAAGUCCUCCAUUUUAAUCUGCUGGCACCUUUCAACCACUGAUGAUUUUACCAUGGAACCUGUCCCACCCCAUGUGGCCAAUGGAGACAAUGUACUUCUUCUUGUCCACAAUCUGCCCGAGAAUCUUAUAGCCUUCGCCUGGAUCAAAGGGGAGAUAAGCAUGAAUCAUAUAAUUGCAAUAUGUAUACCAAACAAGAAGUUAAGUGUGCCAGGGCGUUUAUAUAGUGGUAGAGAGAAAGUGUAUGGCAAUGGAUCCCUGCUCCUCCAAAAUGUCAAUGAGAAGGACACAGGAAUUUAUAUCCUACAAACCUUUAAUAGACGCACAAAUACUGUGUCGCAAACAUCCAUGUACCUCUAUGUUCACAAGAUCAAGGCCAGGACACAGCAGAGUGCAGAGUCAGGUGUCUAUUGGAACCCCAAGAGGAACAGUAAAACAGUGAUAACAAAGCCAGAAAGUGGAGAUGCAGGGUCUGCAGGGGAAGAGGUCCGGCAGGCGUCACCCCAACACCAACACUGUAAAUGUGAGCAGGGGUCUGAUGGCAAGUAUGUGUCACAGCCCUUUGUGCAAAUCACUGACACCACAGUCGCAGGAAGUAGAUCUGUGACCUUCACCUGCAUUUCACCCGACACUGAUAUCUCUAUCCGCUGGAUCUUCAAUAACCAGAAUCUGAAGCUCACAAAGAGAAUGACUCUGUCCCCAACAAAGUGUGGACUCAAAAUAGAUCCUUUCAAAAGUGAGGAUGCUGGAGAAUAUAAGUGUGAGGUCUCCAACCGAUUCAGUUUGGAGACCAGUCUCCCAGUCUCCUGGCCACGAUGA